Messenger RNA from Anopheles coustani, 515 nucleotides. RefSeq lists its product as uncharacterized. The record is from RefSeq and is a predicted model, not a curated record. The transcript has 2 exons. Bases 76 to 456 code for a protein of 126 amino acids. Lineage: Eukaryota; Metazoa; Arthropoda; Insecta; Diptera; Culicidae.
UGGCAAGGUGUGGAGGGAGGAGAUGCAAAUAGCGAGGGCCCGUUCAGUGACCUCUCCGACGCAGAUGCAUGGGAAAUGGAAGGCGACUUUGACGAUAUGAUAGCGUCGAGUGUGGUUGAUGCCAAGGGAACGAAAAUAAUUCCAGUAAUCGACGUGGAUGCCGACUCGAGUGAAUCGCAACCGGAGCUUGAAGCCGAUACGACUCCAACCGUCAGCAGCAGUUCGGCGAAACAAAGAGCAACGCGCAAACCUAUUCCAGGGCCCGCAGUACGAAUGCAGUGGGCAAAAGCAAAGCAGGCUGCGCCAAAACGGGACGAAUACGCCGUGUACGGGGAAUAUGUUGGUGAAAAGCUGCGAAACGCCGGUAAAAGCCGGCUCGAAAUCGCCAGGGCACAGCAGGAUAUAGAGGCGAUAUUCAUUAAACUAGAGAGCGGAAUAUAUGGAAAGCCUGGGUAAAAAUCGAAUAUCAAAAACUAAACCACCAAACAUUCCUUCACCCACAGGCCGAACAAAAG